UUGAUGUUUUCUCUCUCCUCACAACUCUAUACUCUUCCAUUUUCUUCGAGGUUCCGACUUCUCUACCCAAAAUUAGGAAUAGUUUUCAAUAUCAAGCUGCAAUUACACUUGAAUAUUUCCCCAAAUUGAAUUACUAAUGAUUUGUAGUCAUUUAUAAAUGCAAUUUUGGAGUUUGCCAAAGAUUUCAAGCAUAUGCGAUGGUACUUAUGCGAUGCUCAAAUUCUACACGAUUCUGCAAAAUCGAUAUGGAAUUCAGAUAUGGAAUUCUGCAAAAUCCUACAUUUUCUUUUUCCAAAAGUUUAGCUGAAAUUAGGUACAAAUCAACCAAAAGAGAAAAUGGAAUGAAUAAUUUGAUUGGAUUUUUAAUCGAUUUGUUGCGAAUUUCUCAUACGAAAAGGUUAUCGAGAGCAACUAUGCGGAUUUCUUCAACAACCAGAGAUUUGAAAGGUAUAAUUAAGAACCAAUGUACAGGAAAACUGUUUAUUGCUGGAAGACGAUAUUAUAGGACAACAACCAGCAAAAACAGCAACAAGCCAACAACAACCAGAAAACAACAACAGCAACAACCGCAGCAGUGGCAACAACAGCUAAUGCAGUGACAACAAGAUUAUCUACACAAGCACAUAAACAGAGAUGGGCAGAACAUGGUGAAGAUAUCUUGAGUUAAGCUACUUUGGCCAAUGAAACUUUGGCUUUGGGUCAUUAGCACUCCAGGUUGUGAGUUUCUCCUUACCUUUUAUGUCAGAUAUAUCGGUGUAUAGGAAAUCAAAUAUUCUUUUCUCUUAUUUUGGAAAGUAGAUCAAAAUCUGAUAAAAGUAAAAAGAUUAAGCCGAGAAGUAAAUACGUGAAGCUAGUUGUGAAUUCUUAUGAGCCGUUGCCAUAAAUGUCAUAUUUGUCAAAUUUGAGCUAUUAAGGAUAGACGCAUAUGC
Molecule: messenger RNA, 929 nt
Organism: Spinacia oleracea (spinach)
Lineage: Eukaryota; Viridiplantae; Streptophyta; Magnoliopsida; Caryophyllales; Amaranthaceae
Exons: 3
Coding region: 198-599 (133 amino acids)
Source: RefSeq, a predicted model, not a curated record